Molecule: messenger RNA, 621 nt
Organism: Acanthosepion pharaonis
Lineage: Eukaryota; Metazoa; Mollusca; Cephalopoda; Sepiida; Sepiidae
Source: the annotation of a GenBank genome assembly
AUGUUUACUACUGACAUGAACAAAACAAUUAUCAUUCCUCUGUCUGUCUGUCUGUCACUACAAUUCCUCCCACUUCUUUCUCUCCCUCUCCCACCUUCUUUCCCUCUCUGUAUCUCGCUUUCUCUCCUUCCCUAUCACACUCAUUUUACCGCACUUCGUCAGCAUCCGAUCUCUCUUUCUCCUUUUCUUUCUUUCUUUCUUUCUUUCUUUCUUUCUUUCUUUCUUUCUUUCUUUCUUUCUUUCCCUGAAGAUUUUAAUAUAAUUCUUCAGACUUUCUUUACUUCUUUCAAUCUAUCCCUCACUAUCGCUCUCUCUGUCAUUCGCUAUUGCCAUACUCCUUCAGUUAAUCUCAAUCUCUCACUCUCUCUUUCUCUUUUUCUCUCUCUGUCUUUACAAUAUAAUGCUCAGAUUUCUCUAUUUCUCUUUCUAUCACGCACUUGCUUUUCACCAUAUUCCCUCAGCCUUUUGAAUAUGCUUAUUCAGCCGUUCUUUAUCCCUUUUUUGUCUAACAACACCAAUCUAUCUCCCCUCCCUCUAUGCCCUUCUCUCUCCCCCAUCUCUCUCUCUCUCUCUUCCCUCUCUCCCCUCUCUCACUCCUUACUUACACACUGCAUGCCUUGA